Nasonia vitripennis (jewel wasp) is the source of this 1227-nucleotide messenger RNA. RefSeq names its product histone-lysine N-methyltransferase, H3 lysine-79 specific-like. Bases 1 to 1227 code for a protein of 408 amino acids. The record is from RefSeq and is a predicted model, not a curated record. The transcript has a single exon. NCBI's taxonomy places the organism in Eukaryota, Metazoa, Arthropoda, Insecta, Hymenoptera, Pteromalidae.
AUGCCGAGAGGCGGAAGGAGAGGAGGCCGAACAGGACGUGGAAGAGGAAAAGGGAGCACCAAGCUCAAGCAGAGGAAAUUAGAGAGCAGCCUAAGGGAGAACUCGUUGAAAAGGAAAGAAAGUAGCCCGGGAGAACAAGAGGAUAAAAAUAAGAAAGAAAAAACGGAGAUGGAAAGGACAUACGAGGAGAAGGGAAUAUUUGCUAAAAGUAACAAAGUAAAGAGGUCGCCGCAAUCGGAAAGUAAGUUGAAAGAAGGGGAAGAUAAAGAAGAAGACGAGGAGAGUGGAGCUGAAAAAGAGAAAGAGAGUGGGACAAUGGAAAGUAUUUUAAAGAAGCUGGAUGAAAUGAACAGGAAGAUGGACAAGGAACAGGAAGAGAGAAAGAGGUUGAUGGAAAGAUGGGAACAGAGGUAUGAUGCGCUGGAGGUUAAAAUGAACAAGAAAGUAGAUGAAGGGCUGAAGUGGAUGGAAGGCAAAAUAAAGGAAGAGAGCGAGGAAAGGAAGAGGUUUAGAAGGGAAUGGAAAGAAGCUAUGGGGAGGGAGGAGGUUAACAGGAAGGCAGACAAGGAAGAAUUGGAAAGCGAGCUAGAGAAGGAAAAAACAGAGAGGAAAGAGGAGACAAAGAGGAUUUUAAAAAAACUAGAAAAACAGGAGGAAAGGCAGAAGGAGAAGGGCGCGCAAACAGGACGCGCAGUAGAGGGAGGAAAUAAAGAAACAACAGCAACGACAGGGUUCGACAGGAAACAGAUGGCAGAGUUGGAAUGGAGGAUAGAGGAGGGAGAAAGAGACAGAAAGAAAAAUAACCUGGUAAUUUCAGGAUGGCAAGAAGAAAAAUGGGACAAAGAGACAGUGGAAUCAUGGAUAAGGAAGAAGCUAAAUAAGAUAAGAAAGACAUGGACAAUAAAAGGAAAGACCCGCAGGCUAAGGCUAGAAUACGGGAAAUGGGAGGAAAAAGGGGCAAUUAUGAGAGAAAACUCGAAGCUACAAGGCACAAAUAUCUUCAUAGAUCACGACCUAACCUGGAAAGAAAGGAGGAAUAAGGAAAAAACAAGAGAGGCGGCGAUAAAGCAAAGAAAGGAGGGAAAAGUGGUGAAGAUAGGAUACAAUAGGCUAUGGAUAGAUGGGACAGAGCACACAUGGAAUGAAAGGGAACAAGAAUUUUUUCGGAGCAAGAGAAGGACAGGGAAAAGUAACAAAGAGAAAAAGGAGGAACAUACGGAUAGUUAA